CCUCCUGCCGGGCGGGCCGGCCCCGCCGCCGACUGCCUCCAGCGCCGCCCGCGCCGGCCGCUGCUGCCGCCGGCGGGAGCAGCCUGGCCGGACGCACCAUGAGCAGCCUGCCCGCCGAGCGGGAGGGCGGCCCCGCCGAGCCCGGCCUGCCCGAGGAGGAGGUCAGGACACUCUUUGUGAGCGGGCUGCCUCUGGAUAUCAAGCCCCGGGAACUUUACCUGCUGUUCAGGCCCUUUAAGGGAUAUGAAGGGUCUCUUAUAAAACUCACGUCUAAGCAGCCUGUGGGGUUUGUUAGCUUUGACAGCCGCUCAGAAGCAGAAGCUGCUAAAAACGCUCUGAACGGCAUCCGCUUCGACCCCGAGAUUCCCCAGACGCUCCGCCUGGAGUUCGCCAAGGCAAACACCAAGAUGGCCAAGAGCAAACUGGUGGGCACACCGAAUCCCAGCACGCCUCUCCCCAACGCCGUACCUCAGUUCAUCACCAGGGAGCCAUAUGAGCUCACAGUGCCUGCACUUUAUCCCAGUAGCCCUGAAGUGUGGGGGCCGUACCCUCUGUACCCAGCGGAGUUAGCACCUGCUCUACCUCCUCCUGCUUUCACGUAUCCCGCUUCACUGCAUGCCCAGAUGCGCUGGCUCCCUCCCUCCGAGGCUGGUUCUCAGGGCUGGAAGUCCCGUCAGUUCUGCUGAAUGCCAUGUCUCAGGUGUGUGAUGGUGGCCUACAGUCAGUCUUGUGGGUAUUAAUGGAGUCUUCCAAGGUGGCUACUGGGUUCUCGAGCUCUCCACAAAACCACAGUGUGCUGGCUUGAAAAAAACCUCACACAAGUUUGGAUUCCUCCAAGACUUUCCCACAGCCUCUAUCACACAUCUGCUCUCCUAGAAGAAAACGAAAAGCAUAACUAGUAAUAAUAUUUUCUUCUUUUACACUGUAUAUUUGUAAGAAAGAGUGUGUUACUUCUGAAAGCAUGGUUUGACAGGCAUUGCUGUAGCGUUUGAAAAGUAUUUUCAAACAGAACCAUAGGAAAGCAGACUACAAAAGCAAAAUGAGAGCAAGUAUUUUUGUACCAAACUUUUUAAAUAGGACAAUCUUACACUGGGUUGGACCACAGUUUUUGUGCUUGACUUUUGAAUGCGUGUAAUUAAGAGUCUCUAUUCUCCCCCUGUCCCACCCCACCAGCUGCAUGUCAAAGGCAUGAUUUUAACCUGUGUGCAAAUCUAAAGAUGCGUGAUUCAAGUUUGUAGGAAUUGUGCUCCCCCUGGCACACAGCCUGCCAGGAAUUAGUGCACUCUGGCUGUGUCAGAAACACAUCUGUGUACACUUACAGUAUUACAGUUUUAUUCCCAGUUGUACCAAAUGACACCAGGCAGGACAAUCAGAAACUUUCUUACGGUGAUUUUUUACCUUAGGGCUAUGUUAAUAGCUUGCUGUGCAAAGCUUCGGCGUGGUACAACACUUGGAUCAGGGAUGGGCAGAGAAAGCCCACAUAUGUAGCAAGGUGAGAAUUUGCCUCCUUCUCCUGCCAUGACUGCUUGAAGUUGUUAUUGGCAAUAUAAACUGCUGUAUGAGAAAACCAAACCUGCAAUUCACCAGCUUACUCAAGGUUGGGCUGAAGUCCUGAGCAAGUUGAGGGACUUAAGACACAUGCCUGCCAUUAUGCCAAAGCACUCUGCUGAGCUGGGAUUUAAGAGUGAAGGUUGUGCCAGUCCAGCUGCUUGCUGUGUAGCAUUUCUAUGUUUCCACGUGUGAACAAAGACAAGAAGAGAGGCUUGCUAACAUCACUGCAGCAGUAUUUGUAAUGUUUACAGAGACAGUGUACCAGCAAGGAGACUGUUUCAAGCAGUACAGUUCCUUAUCCUUCUUGUUCCAGGAAAUAUUUCAAAUAAUAAUAAUAAAAAAAACCCAAAGUGACUUCAGUUUCUUGCAAAAAGAGGAGCAAAACUCUUCUCCUUUAAUUGCCACUUAUCCAACCCCUUUCCUGCAGGGAGAGCAGUGCUGCAGGGUACACUGAGCUUAGCUGCUGCUAAAUGGAUGUCCAAGUUUCACCAUAGUUGGUUUCACAGCUGUACUGAAGACACAAGGCUUUGUUAAACAUCAUAAACUUCUUUUUUUUCCUCUUUCCUUUUAUUUUGUGGGCGGGCCAAAAUACAACCGCUGAGAAUUUCGGCUUCCAGAACCUUGUUGGGGGAUGAGACGGUGAAAAGGAAACUGGCUCAUUUGGGUUUUCUAUAAAAAGUGGAAUUGUUAAAGGUGAUUUGAGAACAAAUCAAUUCCAAGACAAAUGAUCAAGUGGAUCUAAAAGGAAUGAUACCAGCAUUUCUAAGCAACGGACUAACUCCUUUAGCAAACUAUUUCCUGUAUUUUGUUUUGUGGAGAAGAGAGGAAAGAAGCUUCCACAUUGUCUACUCCGCUUUUGGAAAUAUGUUUAAAGGUACUUUUCUAUUGUAAUUUUUUUAAAAAUAAAACCAGUGAUUAUUAUAACUUA
Molecule: messenger RNA, 2479 nt
Organism: Dromaius novaehollandiae (emu)
Lineage: Eukaryota; Metazoa; Chordata; Aves; Casuariiformes; Dromaiidae
Gene: RBPMS
Product: RNA binding protein, mRNA processing factor
Exons: 9
Coding region: 99-686 (195 amino acids)
Molecular function (GO): mRNA binding
Source: RefSeq, a predicted model, not a curated record